AUGAAGAACCCAGUCAAGCAAAUCCGAUUCCCAGCGCUCGAGGAGAUCCUCAACUAUAUACAGGACGUCGCAGAGACCUCUAACAGAUGGAUCAACUGGCAGAUCAUCCGCGGCAAGCGACAUAUAUGGUGGGAGACAGACUGGGAAGUCCUAUCUCGCUGGGCGCAAUCGAUCAUCGAAACAGAAGAGCGUUUGCGCGAAAUCACCCAACGCGAAAACUUCCUCAAGAAGUAUAUCCAUAAAUACCACGCCGGCUCCGAAUCAGCCAAAGCCGCUCUACCGGAUUUUAUCGAAGAGCUGAUAGCCCUGGACCACGAGUAUGUGCGUCUCGAGCGGAUAUACGACACCCUCCUCGCGGGUUGUCCCGUGGGACCUAUCAAGAGUGGAUAUGAGUGGAUUCGGAAGGAGCCGCAGUGGUAUCUCAAGAACAGAUCAUGGCCAUGCUCGCUCAGAUUCACCCUUCCCUUCAUCCACCUCUCAACUAUGGAGAACGACACUCACCAAGAUGAGACCAUUUGGGCUCCAGGGACAGUCAGGCUAGAAGAUAUCCACCAAUCUAGAGACCAACUGGUCCUAUUCCCCACCCCAUCAGCCGACCCCAACGAUCCCCUUAAUUGGUCCAAAGCUCGCAAAGCCCUCAACUUCACCCUAGUCAGCUUCUUCGUGCUAUGGACCUUCGUACAACUCGACAUUGGCUUCACAGCAUGGGGCCCAAUGGGAAACGAGCUCAACUUCACAGUCGACAUACUAAACGCCAACGCAGCCACCAACUACGGCGGUCUCGCCGUAGGCUGCAUAUUCUUCAUGCCCCUAGUCCACAAAUACGGCCGACGACCAAUCUACAUACUCAGCGUAGCCCUACAGUUCGCCGCAUGCAUCUGGCAAGCGAAAAUGACCACCAUCGGCGAUCUAAUGGGCAGCGGCGCGAUAUCCGGCAUCGGCGGCGCAAUCAGUGAGAUCGUCGUGCAAAUUACCAUCGCAGACAUGUUCUUCGUGCACCAGCACGCCACCAUGAACGGCUGGUACGUCAUUGUCCAAUCUGCAGGUGCCUUCCUUGGUCCCGUGGCAUCGGGAUACAUCGUGGUGGCACAAGGGUGGAGGUGGAUGUGGUGGUGGUGUGUGAUUUUCUUCGGGGUCACACUACUCUGUGUGAUAUUCCUUUUCGAGGAAUCGAAAUACGUCCCCAUUAUGGAUGGUCGCGAGGUUACCGCAGAUACACAACACACAGGUGACCUGUCCAAAUCACACAAAGAUGGCGACGUAGCAGAUGCAAAGAGCGCUGAUGAGACGGUCGCUAGUCGCGUACAUACCAACCCGAAUAUUCAGAUGAAGACCUAUUUCCAGCGCAUGGCCUUGGUAACCCCCACUGACGAAGCGCUGUGGCCGCAUUUCUAUCAGCCUAUCGUGGCGCUCUUUACCUUCCCGGCGGUUUCGUAUGCGGCUAUCACGUAUGGUUCUGUGCUGAGCUGGUUCGCGAUCAUGACGUCGCUACAGGCGUCUUACAUGAUUAUACCGCCUUACAACUUCGAUGCUAUUGGGGUUGGGCUGAUGAACGUGGCUCCAUUUGUUGGGGCUCUUCUUGGUUUCCCCUUUGGUGGACAUUUGAGCGAUAAAUCUAUUCUGUGGUUAUCCAAGCGCAAUGGCGGUAUUUACGAACCGGAGAUGCGUCUUUGGCUUGCUCUACCUAUUGCCAUUAUUGGCCCUGGGGGAAUACUUAUGUUCGGGUUGGGUCUUGCCUAUGGUGCGCACUGGGCUCUUCUCGCCGUUGGAUUCGGCUUCUUUGGAUUUUCUCUUGCGUCUAUUAGUGGCAUCACGCUUUCGUAUCUCAUGGACUGCUACCAAGACAUUAUUGGUGACGCAUUAAUCGGAGUCAUUUUUAUGCGGAACAUCUUCUCGGUGAUUGUACUGUUUGCGCUAACGCCUUGGGUCAAUGGGAUGGGCAUGCGAGACUUGCAUAUUCUGCUUGCAAUGCUCGCUUUUCUAACUCUGUUGAUCCCUAUCCCACUUCUGCUCUGGGGUAAGAAGGCUAGGAUUGCCACGGCGCCGAGUUAUAGGAAAAUGGCGGCAAAUCAGCUUAGCCAUCGGACUCUUUAG
Molecule: messenger RNA, 2094 nt
Organism: Penicillium mononematosum
Lineage: Eukaryota; Fungi; Ascomycota; Eurotiomycetes; Eurotiales; Aspergillaceae
Product: Major facilitator superfamily domain general substrate transporter
Exons: 5
Coding region: 1-2094 (697 amino acids)
Biological process (GO): transmembrane transport
Molecular function (GO): transmembrane transporter activity
Source: RefSeq, a predicted model, not a curated record